Molecule: messenger RNA, 324 nt
Organism: Diaporthe amygdali
Lineage: Eukaryota; Fungi; Ascomycota; Sordariomycetes; Diaporthales; Diaporthaceae
Exons: 2
Coding region: 1-324 (107 amino acids)
Source: RefSeq, a predicted model, not a curated record
AUGUCUGCCUUCCGAGCUGGUCUCUCCCUCUGCAGCCGCCGCGUCACAGCAUCCUCCGGCAGGGUCCUGAGUCGACCACAGAACACCGCCACUUCCGCGAAGAGGUGCUACUCAGAUCUGCCCUUUUACGCAUAUACUUCAACAAUCGGCCUAGGCGGUCUUCCACUGGCGUUUGGAGGUGCUGCUGGCGUUAUGGGAACUGGACUUUACGCACUUGGGAAGGACCCACGAGAGAUUAAGCACAACGAUCACGAGGCGCAAAUGGCACUGAACCCGAAGCGAAUGUACCGGGAUUCGAAGUCCACACGGUGGACCGCAGUAUAG